Messenger RNA from Aspergillus sclerotioniger CBS 115572, 1947 nucleotides. Its product is annotated as MFS transporter. The record is from RefSeq and is a predicted model, not a curated record. The transcript is spliced from 4 exons. Gene Ontology annotation, molecular function: transmembrane transporter activity. Bases 1 to 1635 code for a protein of 544 amino acids. Lineage: Eukaryota; Fungi; Ascomycota; Eurotiomycetes; Eurotiales; Aspergillaceae. Gene Ontology annotation, biological process: transmembrane transport.
AUGUUAUUGACACUGCAGAGAAGACCAACCACCUCGGACAAUAAGUUCCCCACUGUUCAGCUGUUCCUUCUUGCAAUAUGCCGCGUCGCAGAGCCGAUCGCCUUGACAUCCAUCUUCCCAUACUCAUGGGUAAUGAUCAGGGACUUCGAUGUGGCUGAUACCAACAGCGCUUCCUUCUAUGCAGGAAUCCUUGUUUCUGCAUUCUCCCUUGCUGAAGCUCUUACCGGUAUGUUCUGGGGAUCUCUCUCAGACCGAGUCGGCCGCAAACCCGUCCUCAUCACCGGCUGUUUUGGUACAAUGCUGUCUCUUCUCAUCGUGGGGUUCGCCUCGAAUUUCUGGGUGGCACUAUCUGGACGGGUCCUUGGUGGAAUACUGAAUGGAAACAUUGGGGUCAUUCAAACCAUGGUCGGCGAAUUGGUCAAGAGGCCCGAGCACGAACCUCGAGCCUACGCUGUUAUGCCAUUUGUGUGGUCAAUUGGUACAAUCAUUGGACCAGCGAUUGGGGGGUUGCUUGCAAAGCCUGCAGAAGGUUUUCCGUUUUUGUUCUCCCCCAAUGGCUUAUUUGCCAGGUUCCCUUACCUCUUGCCCAAUCUUGUCUGCUCCGUCUUACUUCUCUGCAGCAUAAUCUCCAGUUGGUUCUUGCUCAACGAGACACAUCCUGACAUGCAACCCUGGAGUGUGCCAGAUGAUCUUGAUGAUCCUGUCGUGGAACGCCCUCUUCUUACAACUGCCGGCGUGAAGGCCAAUGCAGGUGCAGAUCUGCGUGCGGAAUCCUAUGGCACUUUCAACCAAGUCCACCUUCGCGAUGGUGAGAAUGGGACGGUGUGUGCAGAUGAUUCAAAGCCCGAGUCUACCCCGCCGAAACAGAAUGUGUUCACGUGGCGAGUGACCAUGCUUAUCAUCGCCUUGGCUAUUUUCACGUACCAUUCGAUGACGUAUGACCAUCUAUUGCCCAUCUUCUUACAGGACAAAAGCGCCAGAAGCAUCUCCACGUUGUCGAAUUUGACUCUUAGAUUUCAAGGCGGUGUUGGCCUUUCAACUCGAACCGUCGGGUUGAUUAUGUCGACCGAUGGUGUUAUUGCGCUCAUCAUCCAAAGUCUGAUUUUCCCUGUCUUGGCUCGGCGUUUUGGUGUCUGGAAGCUUUUCGUUGUCGUCACCAUUCUUCAUCCUCUGGCUUAUUUCAUGGUGCCAUUCCUCAUAUUUGUUCCCGGCAAUUAUAUGAUUUUUGGCAUCUACACCUGUUUAGUGGUUCGCAAUAUUCUCUCGAUCAUCGAUUACCCAGUCCUCCUCAUCCUGAUCAAACAAGCGAGCCCAUCCGAUUCUGUUCUGGGGAAGAUAAACGGUCUUGCGGCCUCUGCUGGUGCCCUCUCGCGAACAAUGGCGCCUCCAAUCUCUGGCUUUCUGUACAGCACUGGUGCCAUGAUUGACCUCACUGCCCUUGCCUGGUGGGGGAGCACUUUUGUCGCAAUCAUUGGUGCGGUACAACUAUGCAUUAUCGAGCCAAAGAAGCAUACCUCUGUUACAGUUCAUCCGGCUGCGCAUUGUCUCUACACGUUACAUGUAACGCCAUAUGAAGAAGAGACUGUCCGUAUUAUUGUGACUAACGCUGACAGUGAGGAGGUUGACAAUGCCUAGUCGAAAGGCGAAGCAUGCCGCAAUCGUACAGGCAUGCGUGGACAGUCACCAAUUUCCUAAACAGCCACUUUCUGUCCUGAAGUGAAAUAUCUUCUUGAAAGUUGGAGGAAUCUCAUUUGCGUGAGGAUCGUAUGUACUGCUUUUGAAUACCAUGAUAUUAUCGGGAUGUUGUCCUUGCCAAAAAUGGGUUGAUGUGCUGCAUUAUGGCGCUUGCAAGGUAUUCUAAUGUCAAAUUAUGGACAUAUGACAGAUUUAGAUCGUUUCUGCCCUGACUGUUCCGAUCACUUUGUAUCAUUAUAGACGGGCUGUAGC